Messenger RNA from Prorocentrum cordatum, 2401 nucleotides. NCBI's taxonomy places the organism in Eukaryota, Dinophyceae, Prorocentrales, Prorocentraceae. The record is from the annotation of a GenBank genome assembly.
AUGGCAGCAGCACUGGUGAACCUGGGCGGAGGCUGGGGGCGGUACGUCAGCCAGGACGGCCAGCCCGUCGUGGCGGUGGAGUGGUGCGGUAGGUUGACGCCGGGCCUGCACGUGGGCGUGUACUACCCGUCCGACCCCGGCUUCUGGCACGAGCGCGUCUUGCUGUGGCCCGCGUCGGGUGAUGCCGUCCCUCGGCACUGGUACGUGGUGACGCCCGACAGCGACGUGUACGCGGAGGGCAUGGCUUCUGGUUUGGGCUGGGGCUCUCGCUUCGCCAUCUUGGACAACACGGGCGGGAACCCGGUCAUCCAGGUCUCUGCCCCGGCCAGCCUGAUGUACCUCCAACGUGAGGGGCAGGAGAUGCCGCUCGGCGACGUGGUACCCCUUCCGCCCGCGCCGCCUGCGGCCGCCUCCGAGGCGGCCGUCGAUGCUGCCGAUGCGGCCGGGGCGCUCGCUGGGGCUGCUCCUGGCUGGCCGUGUCGGGUCAGCCUCGAGACCGUGCCGGGCCAGAUCGCGCGCGACGACGAGGUGACGCUGCACGAGACCGCCCUGAUCGACGACGAUCGCGCCAUCGACGUUCUGCCGAGUGGGAAGCGCAUCGCGGUGAGGUUGACCGACCUUCCCGUGGAGCCGCUCCACGACGACACGGGCCUUGGGGACGCGAGAACGCUGGGGCCCCUUCGCUGCGACUCUCACGGCGGUCGGCACCUGGACUACCGCGCGGGCACCCUGGAGCUGCGCGAGGAGGCCCUGGAUGCGUUUCCGCUGAAGGGGGAGCGCUCGAUCUUGUGGCUGCAGCGCUACAUCAGUGAGCACGGCGGGACGCCCGACGGGAGGCACACCAAGUACCUCACCGAGGAGGCGCUGCCGGCCGACAGCACCGCCGGCCAUCUUCACGACGACCUUUUGGGCUUGUCGAUGUUUUUGAGUGUGGUGUAUGACCAGGUGGACGGAUCCAACUUGGCGUGCAUGGAGGUUGCGGCUCGAUGCUACCAGCUAGUUGAGGAGACCAAGGGAUCCAUGCGCACCGAGGGCUUGGAGUACUACGUCGGCCGCGACCAGGGCGGCGCCACGCGGCGCGGCAUUGCCAUGGCUCCUGCCCUGGCGCGCCACGCCACCGACCUGCUGGCCAAGGAAGUGGAGAUCGCCAAGCAGCGCCGCAAGUUCCGCGAGGAGCAGGCGGCCAAGCGCGGCGGCGGCAGUAACAGCAACAACAACAACAAGAACAAGGACAAGAUCAAGGACAAGCACAAGGAGAAGGACAAGACGAUCGAGGCACUCAACUUCAUGGCCGGCUACCCGUCCGUCGAGCUCGGCACCUCGGUCACGCCGCUACGAUCCUAUGUGCGACACAUGGUUUCAUGGCCUGACGUUGGCAAUCGACCCGGUUUGCUAGUCGACAGGUUGACCUCUCGGGACCAGUCGCUCGUGUUGCCGCAGUCCGUGUUUGAGGAGGUGAUCAAGGCCGAGCAGCGGCCUCUAGUCUACAUGGACCCCGGUCCGAACAACCACGCGAACGCAUCUCACGAGUUCGCGCGCGAUGGAUUGGCCCGAGAGUGCUUCCGCGUGGGCCGACGCCGACGCGAGGACGUGACUGUCUUCUUCGUCGCCAACAAGGACGGCGGCUUGCGGCUCGCGCUCGACUGCCCCCGCUCGAAUCAGAGGUUGACCAGACCAGACCCGGCCGCGCUGUUCAGCGGGGCCAGCUUCGGCGACUUCGAGGUGGACGCGGGCGAGUCAGCCUGGUUCGGCGGUCUGGACGUCAAGAGCGCUUUCUACCAGCAUCGCCUCCCCGCCUACCUCUGCGAUUAUUCCUGCCUGUCGCGGGUCCGCGCAGGCGCCGUGGGCGUGACGCAUGUCCUGGGGCGACCCGUCGACCCGUGGGACUUCGUGUGCCCGCAGAUGGCCGUGGUGCCGAUGGGCUGGUCAUGGGGGCUCUACAUGGUGCAGCGCGCCCACGAGUACGCGCUGGAUGUGCACCCCUCGUUCUCGUCCUGCUGGCGGGCUGUCGACUUCGGGCCGCGCCCGUCAGUCCAAGACGGGCCAGCUCGCUCCCCGUACGUCGACAACGUGCUGCUGGUGGGCACCCGCGCCUCGGACGUCACCGAGCGCAGGCGCGAGGCCUCCGCCGCCUUCACCUCCCAGGGCCUUGCUGUGCACUGCGAGGAGGGCGCCACCCAGGACAUGGACAUGCUCGACGUCAGGCUGACGGGCUUGCCGCCGACGGCGCAGCUCACCGAGAAGUGGUUCUGGAGGCUAUUCUACGGCAUCCAGUGCCUGGUCGACGCGAGGCGCCGAGCUACCAGCAGCGAGAUCAAGCAUCUCAUCGUGCAUUGUUCCUUCUGCGCGCUGGUCCGGCGCGAGGCGCUUGCUGGUUUCUGCUCGGUGUGCGCUUUCAUCC